This is a messenger RNA of Polyodon spathula (Mississippi paddlefish), 3475 nucleotides long. Its product is annotated as E3 ubiquitin-protein ligase Topors-like. The annotation marks the transcript as partial. The record is from RefSeq and is a predicted model, not a curated record. The transcript has 2 exons. Gene Ontology annotation, biological process: protein polyubiquitination; protein monoubiquitination. NCBI's taxonomy places the organism in Eukaryota, Metazoa, Chordata, Actinopteri, Acipenseriformes, Polyodontidae. Gene Ontology annotation, molecular function: ubiquitin protein ligase activity.
AAAAGUAUACCCAAAGGUGGAUCAAGUAAAUUUUCACAGACGGUGUCUGCAGAAGCCUCUCCUGAUUCCAAGUGCCCCAUUUGCCUGGACAGAUUCAAUAACGUGGCCUACCUGGACCGCUGUCUGCACAAGUUUUGUUAUCGAUGCAUCCAUGAAUGGUGGAAAAACAAAGCAGAGUGCCCGCUCUGCAGGCAGCCCUUUGAUUCGGUCUACCGCACCACAGAAGCAGAGAACGACUUUAAAGAAUUAGUUUUACGACCGACUGAGAAUGGUUCCUUUGGCAGUCAUGACAGGCACAGGUAUCGCACAAUAAUGUCAAGAAGGACUUCCCCACCCCCAGACAAUGGAAUUUUGUUUGAAGGGCUGACCGGAAAUGCUCCUCCCCAGCGUGAUCGCGGAGUUCAACGCAUGAAGCUGCAACUUGCAGCAAGGAGGCGAGCCCAGACUGAGUUCAUCAGCUUUGCUCGGGCUCCUUACAAUAUGGGUGCUUAUGAUCAGCAUCCUGUUUAUGACUGUGCAGCGGUGUCCUAUGAGGAAUGGAGCAGUUCAGAAUUUUCAGUCAUCAGUAUUUCGACUGAUGAAGCUGACAUUGAAGAGGAUCAAGGGACGCAUUCCAUGGCUGGCAGUGGUCUCAGCCAGGCUUCCUGGGAUGAUGAAACUCCUGGCCCAUCUUGCUCGGCAAUGGAGCAGGUGCAGCCAGCAAUGUUUUCUGUCCAUGAAUCUGAAUCUGUGACCAGUGGUGAUGAGGAAGGACAGAUAAGGCCUUCAGUGCAGGAAAGUGCUCAAGUUAAGACUGAUCCAUCAGCCAAUGAAGGGGCCGAUGCAUCUUCCACUGAUGAAGACUGUGUUAUUGUGGGCUUUGUCAAGCCCCUGGCUGAAAGGACACCUGAGCUUGUCCAACUGUCUUCUGACUCUGAGGAGUCUGUCCACAAUGAAAGCACAGAGGUCCCUGCUCAACCACAGCACUUGCGAUUUCCAAGCAUCAGCAGUCCUCCUUCCUCUGUGUGUUCUGUUGUGUCCAAAGACAAGUCCCCUCAUGGGCAUAAAACAUCCAAUAAGAAAGAAGCCAGUAAGGACAGAGACCAGUCGAAUUUGCCAGACAAGGCCAGGCAUUCUCCUACGCAUAGGCCUUCCAACAGAGACAAGAAUUCAAGAGGGACCGACACCAGCAAUAUUUGCAGCAAAGGGAUGCAUGCGCAUGACGACAGAAGGCACCACAGGCGAGACCGAUUGAGGAGUAAAGAAAGAUCCAGACAGAAGAACAAAAGCACAGAGAACAGUUGGCCAAUAAAAAGCACGACAACAUCACUGAACAGUGACAGUACACUUUCAAGAGGAAGGCAGCAAUCAAGAUCAUGCAGCAGGGACUAUCCCCCUUCAAGAGACAUGGGGUGGCAACGGAGCAGACAUAACAACAACAGUUAUGUCAGGCACAGUCAUGAAAAAUCCUAUUCAUACCACUUGGACUCCUACAGCCAUUACAGCAGGGACAGGGGGAUUCAUUGUACAUUCAAAAGCGGUCCUAUUGUGAAAGUUACUAUAAGGUCGAGUAGCAUCUCUAGCAGCAGUUCCAGGGCUUCCCUUUCUGCCCGUUGGAGAUCCAGGUGUGAUAAACCCAGUAGGAAAAGAAAAUACAAAACCCGUCAUCUGGAAGGCACAUCAAAAGAAGUGACCACAAAGUCCUACACAUCACGUUCAUGCAGCCUUCUGGAAAAGAGUGGGAGCAGUGAGUGGCAUCACAAAAAGUCUCGGAAGAAGAGCAGAAGUCUGAGUGUGGAAAUAGUCUAUGACGGGAAGGCAACAGGAGAGAGUAGACGCUGUAACAAGAAGCAUAAACGAAAGAAAAAAUGCAAGCGCCACAGAAGCAGGGAAAAGGCAGGACAUCGAUCCCUAUUGACAGUGCCAGUGAUCAUGCAGUAGAAGCAAGUGAUCAUGUUGGGGAAACAAGUGAUCAAGCAGAGAAGGAAAAUGAUCACUUUCAUCCCUGGCAUGAACAUGUCAGUGAAACAAGAUCUUAUACUGGAAUUGGAAGUGAUCAAACAGCAGAAGCAAGUUACCAGGGCGACAGCAGCAAUAAAAAUGAGGUCUCCAGCACCACCGGCAGCUUGGGUGAUAUCACUGUAUAUGAAAGUCAUGUUCUAGCUGAGCACAGUGCAUCUGCUAUUUCAGAGGAUGAUGUUUUGACUAAAGGCAGGGAAGCUACUGAUACAGGUGACACAAUUAAAAGCAUAAGCUGCUGGACUUCUCUUGCCUUCAGUGAUGAGAGCAGUACUGGGUCUGGCAGCCCCUCAAAUGCAGAAGAAACUGAAUUAGUGGAACAGAGUAGUGUAGAAAACUCCCCUAAAAAAGCAACUGUAUUUCUAAGUCCUUCAACACAGGACUUCAUGCUAAGAUUUGCUAAAACACUUCUCAAAUAAACCUGUCAAUUUUUCAUAUUGAACAUUUAUGGUAUUAUGAUAAUAGAGUGCAACAACUGCAGAGCUGUCAAAAGAUAUAAAAUAUGUAACAUAUUACUAUUGCGGGAGACCUUUCUUUUUCCAUACAUACUUAAUUUAGGGACACGGUACUAUAAAAUAGAACUGUCAAAAACAUGUUUAUUGUUAUGUUUGAUACUUCUCUAAUGAAAUGAUUUGUCUGUUAUUACCUAGACUAAAGGAGCCUUUGUCUUUUAGGCUUCACUGUGCGUGCAAUUAUAUAAUUGUACUUUAUAAUUCAUGCAUUUUAGUUUUUUUUAAUAGUAAGGGUACUCGCCAUUACAAACACCACCAAGAUGGGCUACAAAUACUGUACUGAAUUCUCAGGGUGCUCUGAGUAGCUGCUGUUUUAUGCUUUAAAGGGUUGCAGAAUAUCCUGUUGUGUUUACAAAAAAUGCACGCUUAGGUCAUAAAUUAUUCCUGGGAAUAAAGCCAGAGGCUUUUCAAAUAAAUAAAUUCAGAUAAAGUAAUGGAAUUCUUGUAAAUACUAAAUGGUGACAAAUCAACACACCUGGGUUCAAUUUUGUGAGGGUGCCUUUGAAUCUGUAUAAAAUUAAUCUUGAUCAUCUUUGCAUUAAUACAUUUUAUUGUAAUUGAUCUCUGGCCAUGUUUAAUUUCAGGAGAGAAUUAUGUUUUUAUUGCAACUGCAGCAUCUUAGUACCAUCAUUGAUUUGCUGAAAUUUAACUGACAAAUUUCAUGAACGUGUUCAGUGUAAAAUUGAACUUGUACUUGAUGUGUAAAAUUGUGUAUUAAGAUGCACCAUUACCACAAUGACUACCAAUGUAAACAUGUUACAUGUCCAUGGAAUAGCCCUGAUUUCUUAUUGUUUUUUUUUUUCUUUUAUGUACAGUGCUUUGUGAUGACUUAUCAUGAAUUAUUAUUAUUAUUAUUGAUAAAAAAUGUGUUGCCUAAAAUGCGAUUUACAUUGUUUACUAUGUUCCGCCAUUUGUGCCAAAAUUAUCCGGCCGUUAGUUUGUCAAUUUGUUUGUUAAUUUGUCAA